CGUGACGUAAUUUCUCGUAUAUUGAACGUGAACCCGUACUCCCGAAGAACGUAAACAAUCGAGGACCCUACAAAUAACGAAUAGAUCCACAAAAAAGGCACAACCCGUUACUUUUCCCGGCGUAUCCAAAACUUCAAAUAUCACAGAAGGCUGCCUACAGAAGGGAGCGCAAAUCGUCAAUUUUCAACCGUUUACUACUACUAACGAGUGAAUCAAGGAUAAUGGAUCUUCUCGGUGGAAACCGUAAAAUUGAAUGGAAUUCCAUGUUCCAGUUCUCACAGCUGACAAAAGAUUGUCAGUCUCAUCUGAAGAAAGUCUACUCCUGUUUGGCCAUGUGCAUGAUGGCAGCAGCAGUAGGAAGCUACGUGAAUGCUGUGCUUCAUAUCCUUCAGGGUCAAUUCCUCACCACCAUCGCGACCUUGGGCCUUUUCUUCUGGCUGCGCAGCAUUCCUCAGACGGUGGAGAACCAGGGCAAGAGACUGUCCAUCCUCCUCGGAUUUGCCUUCUGUGUCGGUGUGAGCACUGGCCCUCUUCUCAAGGUUGUUGCAGAAAUUGAUCCUACGAUCAUCACGACAGCAUUCAUGGCUACCACUGUAGUGUUUGUGUGCUUCAGUCUAGCUGCAUUGAUGUCACAACAGAGAACUAUGCUCUUCUUAGCAGGACCUCUGAUGUCAGGUCUGUCCAUGAUGUUCAUCAUGUCUAUUGUCAACAUCUUCUUCAGGUCAGCCAUGGUGUUUCAGUUUGGUCUGUAUCUUGGAGUAGUGAUCUUCAGUGCAUUCAUCCUCUUUGACACCCAACUCAUCGUUGAGAAACAUCUGAGAGGUGAUAGAGACUUCAUCAUGCACUCUGUGGACCUAUUCCUAGACUUUGUCAACCUGUUCCGUCAUAUCCUCAUCCUGUUGGCUCAGAACAAUGAGAAAAAGGACCGUCGUAACAGGAGGAAGUAGAUUCACAUCAGGCAACCUGUUAAAACAUUCUCAUCUCAACAAGCAUUCUAGGAGGAUCAGAAACC
Molecule: messenger RNA, 1012 nt
Organism: Strongylocentrotus purpuratus (purple sea urchin)
Lineage: Eukaryota; Metazoa; Echinodermata; Echinoidea; Camarodonta; Strongylocentrotidae
Gene: tmbim6
Product: probable Bax inhibitor 1
Exons: 10
Coding region: 222-947 (241 amino acids)
Biological process (GO): negative regulation of RNA splicing; negative regulation of apoptotic signaling pathway; negative regulation of endoribonuclease activity
Cellular component (GO): mitochondrial membrane
Molecular function (GO): enzyme binding
Source: RefSeq, a predicted model, not a curated record